Molecule: messenger RNA, 1608 nt
Organism: Coffea arabica (coffee)
Lineage: Eukaryota; Viridiplantae; Streptophyta; Magnoliopsida; Gentianales; Rubiaceae
Product: probable flavin-containing monooxygenase 1
Molecular function (GO): flavin adenine dinucleotide binding; NADP binding; N,N-dimethylaniline monooxygenase activity
Source: RefSeq, a predicted model, not a curated record
AUGGCCAUCUUCUCCAAAAUUGGAAUCGUAGGGGCUGGAAUAAGCGGCAUAGCUGCUGCCAAACAGCUCCGAAAAUACGAUCCAGUAUUGGAAUACUUGCACUCUUAUGCUACCCAUUUUGGGGUGGUGGAACUCAUCAAAUUCAGCUCCAAGGUGGUGGAAAUCAGGUUUGUUGGUAAUCAUGCCAAUGAUCCUGAUGAUCAGGUUAACUCUAACGGCUAUGGAAAUUUGCUCAAUGGCCAGCCCGUCUGGGAGGUUGCUGUCCAGACUAGCGAAUCUGACACAGUUGAGUGGUAUGCCUUUGAAUUGUUGGUGAUUUGCACUGGGAAAUACGGUGACGUCCCAAUAAUACCCCAGUUCCCACACAACAAGGGCCCUGAAGUGUUCAAAGGACAAGUCUUGCAUUCCCUUGAUUACUGCAAACUGGAUGAAGAAAACUCCGUGCAAUUACUCAAGGACAAAAAGGUUGUAGUAGUCGGGUACAAGAAAUCAGCUAUUGAUUUAGCUGUCGAGUGCGCAAAAGCAAACCAAGGGCCUGACGGACAACCAUGCACCAUUGUGGUCAGGACGUUACAUUGGACAAUUCCACAUUAUUCUAUCUGGGGUCUGCCAUUUUACUUGUUCUAUUCAACAAGGGCUUCUCAAUUCCUCCAUGAAAGACCAAACCAAGGGAUUCUCAGGAACAUCUUUUGCAAGCUAUUGUCUCCAGUGAGAAAUGCAAUGUCAAAGAUAAUCGAGUCUUAUUUGGUUUGGAGGCUUCCACUGGAGAAAUACGGAUUGAAACCUGAUCAUCCGUUUGUGGAGGACUACGGAUCCUGCCAAAUGGCUAUCUUGCCAGAGGAAUUGUUUGAGGAGGCAGAGAAGGGGAUGAUUGAUUUCAAAAAAGCAUCAAAGUGGUGCUUUUGGGAGGGAGGAGUUGAAUUUGAUGACAAUACCAAAUUGGAGGCUGAUGUUGUGCUUCUUGCUACCGGUUUUGAUGGCAAACGAAAGCUACGAAACAUCCUCCCUGAGCCUUUUCGCAGUCUGCUUGAAACUGAAGGCAUGAUGCCCUUAUACAGGGGUACAAUCCAUCCACUGAUUCCCAAUAUGGCAUUUGUGGGUUAUAUUGAGAGCGUUUCAAACCUGCACACAGCUGAGAUUCGUUGCAAAUGGCUGUCUAGACUCGCAGACAAUUAUUUCAAGCUUCCAAGCGUGGGACAGAUGCUUGAACAAACACAGAAAGAGAUGGGGAUCAUGAGGAAGACCACCAGAUUUUACAAGAGAAGUUGCAUUUCCACUUUCAGCAUCAACCACACAGAUGAGAUCUGUGAAGAGAUGGGAUGGAAAUCAUGGAGGAAAAACAAUUGGCUCGCUGAGGCAUUCAGCCCUUAUUGCAGCCAAGAUUAUCAAGAGCAAAAGCACAUCGACUAAUAAAUAAGAUCUGGACGGUCCUAGACAUAUGGCAACUCUAUUUAUUGUUUUAUUAGUUCCUUUUACCACAUAAUAAAGAUUGCGAGGAGUCUAGGAGUACUAUAAACCUGACCAUAAGAGUCAAGAAGGUUGAUUUUAAAUGUAUCAGUAUACAAAUGAAGCUUAUUAAAAAUGAGAAUAACUUAUUUCUAUCUGCGA